This is a messenger RNA of Castor canadensis (American beaver), 420 nucleotides long. RefSeq names its product spermatogenesis associated 33 (gene Spata33). The record is from RefSeq and is a predicted model, not a curated record. Lineage: Eukaryota; Metazoa; Chordata; Mammalia; Rodentia; Castoridae. Gene Ontology annotation, cellular component: cytoplasm; nucleus.
AUGGGACUUUCCAAAAGCAAACCCAAAGAGAGGAAAGGUGAGGAGGAAAAGAAGGGACUUCCCUAUUCAUUUCCAAAACCUAAGGACAAGUUGAUGGAGGAGCGUUCCCCGAAGGCCGAGCAGGCAGACAGGGAGGCCAAGAAGCCUGCAGACAGUCUUCUCCUGGGGUUGGGGACAGUCAAGCAUGAGCGGCUUCCUGCUUCCUCCGAAGAGAAACCUGAUGUAAAACAAAAGUUGAGCAAGAAGAAAACUGUCACUCCUCAGGUCAUCAUCACUCGGGCCUCAAAUGAAUCUAUAAUCAGCUACAACUCCACUGGGAGCGAGGAGCAGAGAACCAUUCAGGAACAGGCUGAAUGGGGCAUCUACCACCGACACAGGAGCCCCAGUACAAUAGCAGCCUAUCUAUACAAUAAAGAAUAA